UAUACAAAUACUAUUCUGUGUCAGUAAAAUAGCCCCGCAUUUUUGCCUAUAUUAAAAGCUAUCCAGCCUCUAAUUUCCAAUAUAUUUCAUGUUAAAUUGGAGCUGUUUUAAUUGUCCUUAGUUUGAUAUUUCAUGUUAAACAUAUCAAGAGUUUCAGAUAAUGAGGUCAGUGAAUGUACGAGUAAUCCCUGUGUGUUUCAGACUGCUCUGUUUCACCUUUUAUUGCUCUUUGCUCAGCAUGAUGUCAUUAAGGUAAUAUCGCCCCUAUAUAUUCAGUGACACACCUGCUGUUUGUGUUGUUGGUUUGUGAGGGAUCUCAAGUGAGGAAAAGAGAGCUAAAAGAACUUGUUUCAGACACUGGAUGAAAACGGUGUGGCUGAGAUAACUGAUUACUUUUUUGGACUGUGCGCUACCCCUCUAUAGUCCAAGAGGGUUUUGAACGUCACAGGAGUUGAGCAACCAAACGUGACUGGCAGGAACAUCUUAGGCCUCUGAAGUUUCUUGUGUGUGUUUCUGUUUCCCCACGCCUUAUUAUAUCACCACAGGUUGACAGGAAGUAAUGUAACAGACAGAGUUUAGUAAGAUCAAAACUUACUGUGCUGUAAGUUUUUCAGUGCGAGCCAAAUAUUCUGGUUAGUUAUGAUGUAAUUAUUACAUGCACAGCACAAGUAUGUACAUUUGUAUCCAGAACUACACAGAGCUGUGAUUACUUUCUGUUUCCUUUCCUUGUGUAAUGGAUUGUUUUGAGCCUAAUCAUGUCACAUGGCUUAUUACCCAACAGCUGAUGUAAAUCAGCUGAAGCAAAAGCCAGGAAUGUGAAACCUAAGGCCUCAUGCCCUCUUUGUUUUCUCCCCAAUUUCCAGUGGCCAAUCAGAGAACACUUUUGCUUACUUUACACUGUGUUGUCUUAUAAAUUCUCAGUCUUCAUUAAUGCUUUGACCAUUUCUGGAAAUGUGAGUGUGGGUACAUCGCAAUUAAGGACAGAGACAUGACAUACAUGCAUACAUGAGCAUGGCUGUUGGUUUCAGUUUCAUUUCUCUUCAUGCUUGAAACGAAACACAGCUGGGUGGAAGGGAAGGGAGGAGGAGGAGAGUAUUUAAGCUUGAACAGGAUGUUUCAGGUUCAUGUCUUUGUUCAGGGAGAGAUGAGUGCAGAUCUUAUCAUUUGAAGGAACAGUGUCACUCAAGAUGGAAAAAGUUCGGACGGAGCUAGUGUCCAUUGUCAGGGAGCACCCUGAUGGGAUCCCGCUUAAAAAGCUGGCUAUCGUCUAUAGCCAGACAUAUCACAAGAACUUGACCUUAUCCAAACUGGGCUUUGACUCCAUGACCAGCCUGGUAUCCUCGAUGGAGAGGGAUCUGGUUCUAGAAGAAGAACUGGUGUUUCAUAGGGACCAUCGUGGGGGAAACCAGGCGACAGCUGGAGCCAAAUGUGGAGCUGCAGCUCAAAGUAAGGAAUCAGCAACAGCUCCCGAAGUGAAAAAAAGAUGUAAGACUUUGAAGAGAAUUGUGAAAAUGAUGAAAGGACAUCCGGAUGGGAUCCCUCUGAAGUUGUUGACUGCAGCCUAUCAACAGAAAUACAGCCAUGACGUCUCCUUAGUCUCUAUGGACUUCAAAACAGUUUCCAGCCUGGUAGACUCUUUGAAUGAAGAUCUGGUUGUGGUGGAGGAUGUGGUGUACCAUAAGAGUCACCGGCCUCACAAUCAGCCUCAGGCUGGGAUGUUCACGAAGACUAAAGAGAACAGCAGACCUACAACACCACGUACGCCUGACUCGCUUAUCAGGAGCAGUAGCCCUGCCCUUCGUACUCUACCACAGCGUGAUGCCAGUCCUCAGAUUGUUCCUCCCACUCAGGCAAGAAUGAACCUUCUUGGAUCUCCUUUGAUUUCCACUGCUUCCGUAUCUUCCUCCCAUUAUGUUCCUGUUAUUCCCCUUCUUACUGUACCCCAGCCAGCUGAGGAAUUGUCCCAAGAGCAGCUCUACCAGAGGAUCUUAGAGGUGAUGGGGACGUACCAGCUAACUGCUCCAUCAAUGGAACAGCUUCAAACCUGCUAUUCUCAGAAGUUUGGUGAAAAGUUUCCUCUUGCCCAGUACAUGUCACUGUACGACAACUGGGAAGCCAAGAAGCUCCCCACUCAGUCUCAGCCAACAACUCAUCCCAAGACUGGGGUGUGGCAGACCGCUGCAGCAACACAGAGUCCUAAACCUGAAAAAGAACAGGAACAGGCCAGUGGGCUUAGCUUCCUGUCUGCCUCUGAUUUUCCAGUGCUGGGGGCAGAUCGGAGUUUGACCAAAGAGCAGAAGACCAAAGUGAGGGAUGCCAGCCCGAGAGAAGGCAGUGGCCCUGUCUUUAAUAAAGGUUAUCAUGCACAGCUCAGGGAGCUCCUUGGAGAAAAUAUGCGAGCUGUGGAGGCCAUGGAAGCAGACCAGGAGGACUUCAAUGGGAGGUGGAGAAACAGGGACAUGGAUCAGGAUACCAUCAACACUCUGAUGGAGAGUGUCAUACGAGAAAUCGCUGGGGAUGGAGAGCUGGUCACCACAAAGAAGGUGAUAUCCCGGGUAUGCAGGCUGGUGCCUUCUUUGGACCCAAGAGGGGUGGAGCACUUGCCUCUUAAAGCUCUAAAAGAUCUUCAGUACCUCAUUAGAGAGAUCAACAUGUUCAUAGAGACCACCUCAGCAGUGACAUCCAUCUGUACCCUGUAUGAGCUGGGCCAGUCAUUAGCUGGCCUCAAGGACAAGAAGCGCUACGAAGAGCUAAACCUCGGCCCCCUUUGCAAGCUCCCCUUCAUUCACCGCAUAUUCAAGAUUGACAGCAACACGAAAGAUGACGAUAUCCACCAGAUCGAGACUGUAGACAUCUUAAAGCAACUUCGUGUUUUUAGGAGGAAGCAGACGAAGGUAAAAGUGGACCUGGCUGAGUUUAUGAAGCAUCUGGCUGACCACUAUAACUGUGACUCUCCAUACGAGCUGGGCAUCAGGAUAACUGGUCUUGGCCUGCCCAUAUCGACAAUCUCGAAGGUAGGCCGUAACGAGCACACCAUCUUGGAGCAUGCCAGGGAGGUGAUUCAGAAAGAGCUGGAGGAGGAGAUAUACGAGCGGCUGAGGAAACUCAAAAAGAGCAUCUUGGAGCCGCUGAAAGGAGCAGCUUCCUUCUCCUCUGCGGGCAGCUCGGAUCUCUCAAAGAAGUAUGCCUCAAUGACAGCGGCCGAGGUCGUGCUGGCGGUCUUUACAAAUGCAGGGGAGGUGUUCAGCCCCAGGAUGGCCAAGCACGUCCAGAACUUCCUGCUGCAGGUGUCAGGUAAUCGGCUAGAAACAGCUCUGUUUCAGCUGGCCAUCUGUGGGGGAUCCCUGGCUGUUCCACACGACCUAGUGCCCAAAGACAAGACCUCCAAACCCACAGAAAAAACUAAACCAGAGGACAAAUCCACCAAAUCUCUCCCAAGCGAAGCCAAAGUGAAGCAGUAUCUAAGGGACAAACUGGCUGCUCAGAACUCCGCUAUCACUUUGGCACACAUUGCUUCCUUGGAGAAAAAACUGUCUGAACACUUCCACGUGAAAGACUUCCUGUCUUUAGAGAAAGGCAGCUUCCUGGAGUUUUUGGUGAACAACAUUCAGCUGCUGCAGGACACAGUGGGGUCCACCUUGAUUCUGGGCAGCAGCAUGGAGCGAGCCGGCAGUGGCUUCAGACCCUCCAAACAAGAUGUUUUUGAGUUCAUCAAACAGUGCGGCGACGUAGCCUCCACCGAUCCAGAUGAACUCUCCUACAUUGAGUCAGCACUGAGGUCUCACUAUGGGGUCCGGGACAGUCGUGACUUGGGGCAUGGUCCUCUGCACAGACUGGCUGACCUGGUCCAACGCCAAAAAGCACUGGGUGGAGGAGGACUGAGCCCAGUCUGCUAUGAAUCAGCCCUGUUUGCUAAACAAGGCAAAUCAAGUGCUGAAGGUGGAUUUGAGUCAGUGGGUCGGCUUGGUGAAAUGUCCAAGGACCAGGCCCUGGCCAGCUUGCUCUCCUGCCCUCUGCUGGAGGAUUUAAGUGAGUGGAGCCAGUGGGAGCUGAUCUUUAAACCCCUUCACGGCUCCCUCAAGGAAUUCAUUGAAAAAAAUGCAGGUAAUACGGGCCUAGCAGCAUUAGAGGUCACCCCCGGUGUGCUGUUUAGGGUCACCACAGACACAGGAGACAAGCACUUCUCUAGUGCCACUACGGCCCUCGAUCCUGUGGGCACAGCUGGCCACCUUGUGUCCAUGGUGGUAGCUGACGGAAUAGUUAAUGCUCCCAUAGCCCUCCUGAGCAACCACAUGCAAAGCUCUCUGGCAGCAGCUGUGGCUAAAGAAGAUUUGUCCAUGGCUGAGGAGGAUGUGUCAUGUUACGACAAAGUUGCCAAGUUCCUCUUGGAGUGUCUCACACGAAUCCCCACCAGAACCUGUCAGGCUCUUCUGCUGCAGGUGUUUUUGGAGCCCUUCUCCCGUGUCCUGGGCCAGGCCAAAUCUAAACGGGUCCUGAUGACCGUGGCUCAGUCGGAGCCGAGGUACAUGAACUGUCUGCAUCGUUUGGGCAUCCUUCUAGGCAUCCCAGACUGGAUCAAAGACUACGAGAAAAAGCUGAACCCACCUCAAAGCCAGAGCUGUAACACAUACUCAGCACCUGUGGACCAAGCCAAGUCUAAUUUGACAGAUUCUGAGUGCAGCAGUCUGUCAGCUCUCAACAUGAGUGAAGAUGACUUUCUUGAGGAUAACAUCAUGGACAACAGCUUUGAAUCCUCCCAGCUGUACCACAGCCCACACCAAGUCAACGAUGAGCAAGACAUAGAGGCUGAGGAGGAGGAAGAGGAUGAAGAGCAGCUGUAUGAGUUGGCCUCGGUGCCUAACGGAGAGAUAUCAGACGUCAGCAGCGACGCUGAAGGAGGCCAGGGCGAGGAACAGCUCAAAAUGUCUGACGGAGAUGAAAAGGAGGGUGACAGCUGUGAGUCCGAGGACACAAUCCAGAGAGCCGUCAUUGAAGACAUCAGGAAAAGUGAGUUUGGCAUCGGGGUGAAACUGACAGCUGAAGGCCAGAAACUGAUGCAGGUCCACCAGGAGCGACUGGGCCGCAGCUUAGACCGCCUCUCCACUGAACUUUACAGCAAGGACACACACUUCGUCCUGGAGCUCAUUCAGAAUGCCGACGACAACAGUUACCCGGCAGAGUCCGGGGUCGUUCCAGCGCUGGCUUUUAUGGUGGAGCGAGACUGUAUCACUGUCCUCAACAAUGAAACCGGCUUCCAGGAGAAGAACAUUCGGGCUAUUUGUGAUGUAGGCCGCAGCACUAAGGGAAAACACAAAUAUGGAUACAUUGGACAGAAGGGCAUUGGCUUCAAGUCAGUGUUUAAGGUCACAGACUGUCCUGAGAUUCAUUCCAAUGGUUUCCACUUGCACUUUGACAAGAACUGUGGCCCCAUGGGAUACAUCCUCCCCCACUGGACUGAAGAUACGAGGCCUCUGGAUCCACAGCUGAGGGACAUAAAUCAGCACAGCUGGACCACUAAGAUCAGCCUUCCUCUCCGGACUGAGAGCCAUCAGACCAGGAACCUGUUUCAUGACGUGCACCCUUCGCUGCUGCUCUUCCUGCAUCGACUACGCUCCAUCACCAUCUACAAUCAGAGUGAGAAGCGUUUCAUGACGAUGACUCGUAAAGAUCUCAAUCACAAUGUGCUCGAGGUGGAACACUCGGAGGGUACCGAGCGCUGGCUAGUGGUCAAAACCACACUGAAGCCCAAGAAGAUCAAAGAGGAUGUAGAGUCGACCGAGCUCGCUCUGGCUUUCCAGCUUGGCAGCGACUCCACAGGAAGUAACAUUGUGUGCCAGCCUCAGAAGCAGCCCGUGUUUGCUUACCUGCCCCUUCGCAGUUUUGGCUUCCGUUUUAUCAUCCAAGGUGAUUUUGACAUCCCUUCUUCUCGUGAAGAUGUUGACAGAGACAGCUCCUGGAACCAGUGGCUCCGGUCUGAAAUAGCACAGCUCUUCCUCCAGGCCAUGGAUGUCUUCACUAAUCACCCAGAGUUCAAGGGACUGAAGGGCCUGUGCCAGUUCCUUCAGUUUAUCCCCCUGUCUGACGAGGUUUUGGACUUCUUCAAGCCUGUUGCCGGGCAGAUCAUUCAGCUGCUCAAGGGCAAAUCCUUCCUGCCUACUCUCAGUUCAGGUGGUAAGAUUGUGUACAAGCUGCCCUCCCAGGUGGCCGUCUGUCAGGACCCUGUGAUACGGGAAGUGAUUGGUGGAGGUGAGCUGGAAAAGCAUCUGUCUCUGUCCUAUCUGCAUCCGGAUCUAAGCCCAGCACCGCCCACCUCCCUGCUCACUCACCUGGGAGUCCGAUACCUGCGGGGAACGGAUGUUACCAUAGUAACCACAGCCAUGGCCAAGGAGCUGAUGACAGUGGGAGGUAUCCAUUCAGAUGCAGGUCUACAUCAGCUGGCCAGGCUGCUGGUUUGUAACUUCCGAGCUCUGGAGCAUGGAUACGGAGAGGCAGAUUCCAUCCUGCAGACGCUCAGAGAGCUACCCAUAAUCCCUCUAGCUGACGGACGUGCGGUGGCACUAAGUGUGGAAGGAGUGUUCUUUCCAAUGGAAGAGAGCAAGACCAAGAAAAAGAAAGCUCAAGCUCAGACAGGACCACUGGCUGCAUUGUACAAGGAUGUCAGUGUGGUUCACCCGUCCCUGCUGAGCUGUUUGGAGCCUUUGGAAAGUCAGCAGGUUCAUGAGCUGCUCAGAAGACUUGGGGUUCACGAGCUAGAGCCUCAAGAGCUGCUGGAGCAGCACAUCUACCCUACAAUAAGGAACAACAAAUGGAAGUCAAAGCCUACACCUGUGGUUGUGAGUUACUUGGUUUUCAUCAAGCAGCACUCGUCCUCUAGCCAGGAGUACUCAGACACCGCAGUACCCGUCCUCACCUCCAGGGGUCUGCUGUGCCCAUCCAAUGAAAGGGUGCAUUUCUCUGAAGAGUACGGAAACGUCAACUUACCAUCGAAGCUGCCUGGCUAUGAUUGGAUCUUGCUGAGUCCCUGCUAUGUGCAGACAGACGGUGAUGUGGCAGGAUGGAGAGAGCUGUUCAGUAAACUGGGAAUCAAAGAUGGUCUCAUCAUCUGCAAACAAAGACAAACACUCACUGCUACAGAACUGGCCUCCAGCCCCUGGUCAGUCGAAAGUGCAACGUGGCGCCAAGUCCCAGGGGAGGGCUAUGUACUCGACGACUACCCGUGUGAGGAAUUUCACGCUCUGGCCACAGCAGAACUGCCUGGCUCCCUCUUGUUGCAGCAGAGAAUGGCUUUGCUGGAGCUGCUGGAGGCCAACUGGGAAACUGGACAUUGCUACUCUCAGUACCUCACAGCCCAGGUGAUCGACAGUGAUGGGCAACCAAUCAAAAGCACCAAGUCUUCCUUCUACCAUUCCUUGUGUCGUCUUGAAUGGGUGCCAGCCUAUCGCCCAAAACAAGGAGGCCAGCUGGACAGAAAGUACCUCUGUCCGAGCUCUGUCUACCUGUCAUCACCUGAAGUCACCAACUUGCUGGGGACCCAUGUCGACUAUGUGGACAUUAGCUCCAGCGAUUUCAGCAGAGCUCUUGGGAUGAGAGAAACAAUCUCAGUGGAUGUUCUGAUUAACUAUCUGAAAAAGUGGUGCAUCAAACCAGAGGAAGAUGUUCAGGAGCAGAGGCUCCCUGAGGAUGAGUCAGAAAGGGGAACUUUCACUUCCACAAUUCAGCACAUCCACAACGUCUACACCUACCUGCAACAAAACUGUUCUCAGGGCAGCCUGAAGGAGCUCUUCCAGCAUACACCUGCUGUGUUUAUAGAGAACGAAAGGCGCAGUGAUGACUGGUGCACUGGACGGUUCUACCACCUGAAAGAGGUGUGCUGGGGCGACCCAACAAACAUGUUCCAGCGCUACAAAGAGCUCACACGUAAACCAGACAGCCCUGUCCGGGAGCCCAAAGUCCUAUUUCCUUUCUAUCACCGUCUGGAAGACAUGAAAGACUUCUUCGUCAGGCUGCUGAAUGUGGAAAACGACCCCAACAUGAACCAGUAUGUUGGCUUGUUGGAACUGAUCUGUUCCUCCUGUCCCAUACCAACUGCUGAAGUGCUACAGGAUGUCUCGAUCCUCUAUGCCAGACUUGCUAAAAACUGUAAGUCCAAAAUGUCCGGAGACCAGGAAAGAAUUCCUCAGUCCAAACUUAAUCACAGUUACUGCUCCACUUUGAAAGGGAUGGUGUCUGAUAAGAAGGUCUUCCCUACUAAGAAUAACAACUGGGUGAGUCUGGCACAUAAGCCUAUGAUCAGUGACAGCAAAGAGCUGGAGAAGAUCUUCAAACCUCAUAAGCAGGUGCGUCUGCUCAACCUGCCCCCACCAAAGAAGAAGACGGCGCUCAAGAACAAGACAGGAAACUCUGACGCGGCAGAUCGAACUGCAUUCAGUGAGGAAGACAGACAACUGUUUCUGGAUAUCUGUGGUAUUCGUCAACUCUCCGAAUGUGUCAAGAGUGAGCCUCUGACUGAGAACCUGAGGCCCUGUCCGUCCAUGCAGAGCCUGGUGCGCUGGAUUGUUCCCUACGUUCAGAGGUUUCUCUAUCACCAUGACGAACUGAAUGAAGUCUAUUCAGAGCUGACUGAACAAAACAUAGCAGGAAAAAUCAAGCACCUCUACUUUGCACAGGUGGGCAAGCUAUACAUUCGCCACCAGCUGGAUGUAGCUGACGAUGAGGACCCUGUGAUUGAGUUGGUGGAUGUCAUCUGUCUGCUGAAGGAUAAAAAAGAGCUUUACAUCCAGAAAGAUAAUCUCUCAGCUGAGCUGGACAUCUGCAGGGAGGUGGUGAAAUUGUUUUGCACAGAGAGCAGCCACCAAAAGGAGCUGAUACAUUUCCUUUCUGGCCUGAUAACCUCGCGCAGUGACCCAAGAGCCCUGAAGAGAUUCUUGGCUAAAGAGGAAAUCAGAGAGCUGCCCAGUGAGGAGGAACUGUGGGAGGUCCCAGAGCCUCACAAACCAGACAUUCCCCCUGAAAGAGUGCUGUCAAGGAGUUUCUCCUCCACCAGCUCCACAGUCGAGCCAUCUCACCCUGGACAAGAGGACGGGGAACAGACGCUGGUGUGCUGGCCUCCUCGAGCACCAAUACACAGCACAGGAGGCAGUCGAGCUGGAGGUCAGGAAGAUAGCAAAGUGGUGGAGGCUGUCAUGAAGAUGUGGCCUCCUCCAGCUGGACCGAAAGAACAAGGCCUGGAGAUGGAAGUCGCACCCAGAGGAAGCAGCCACGAAGGAAACCAUCCACCCAGAAGCAGCAGCAGCACCAACAGACCUGCAGACCAACCCAGCCUUCAGAGGCUUCCCAGUCAUCCAGAGCAAGCUAACACAACUGCUGCUGCUGCAAACACCAACACACCACCACCACCAGAGCGCCGUCAGCAGAGUGAGACCACUCGGUCUGACACAGCUGAAGGUGGAGAGAAAAGCCUUGCAGCUCCCAGACCUCCACCGAGUCCUCCAUCUGAACCACCUGCUGAGACAGCCAGCAGCCAGCCCGUUCCAAACAGCCUUGCUGUACCUGAGGCUGUGGUGCUUUCUAGUACUUUCCAGGGGACUGCAGCAGCUGCUGCAGAGAUCCGUCCUCCUCUGAACCUGGACUUUCCUCACUGGAACAAAACCAAGGCCACACUUGAAGACAUGGAGCUCACCUGCCAGAGACCCACCACCGUGGUCUUAUCAGAAGACGAGAUAGACGUGGCAGCGAUCGGCGAAUGGGGGGAGCAGCUGGUCAACUCCUUCCUGUGCCACUGGAGAGAUAGCAGCGACACUGGACGACCCACGCACGUCAUGUGGUGCAAUCAGAGCGGGGAGACCGGUCAGCCAUACGACUUUAAGCUCACCUUCGGAUCCACAGGAGAGCCUGAGGUGGUGUAUGUGGAGGUGAAGUCGACUAUAAAGAAAGAGAAGUCAUUUAUCCACAUGUCUGCCAACGAGCUGGACUUUGCACUGAAGGAGAGGGAACGAUACCACAUAUACAGAGUGUACAGCACUGGAGAUGCUCAGAACGUACGCCUUUGUCGGAUUCAGAACCUAGCGCAGCAUCUCCACACCAAAGACUUAGCUCUUUAUCUGUUUGUGUAGUUCCUUUUAAAAUCUGUGGAGGUAUUUGCACAAGUUGCCUAAAAUAAUUUUGUGUAAUUUUUAAUGUUCGUAGUAAAUGCACUGAUUUGAGUCCUUUUAGCUGUAUAUUGUGCCGUUUAUGUUUAAUGUAUUACCUGCUUUUGAGCAAAAGAUACAUUUUGCUCCUUUUAAUGUCAACUGUUUUCCAUAUUCAGUGAAGUUAAGCAAUCUGCUAACCUUUUUUACUUUCUGUACCAUUCCUUUAUUCCUUUGAAAUAAUAAAAGUGUGUCUAUU
Haplochromis burtoni (Burton's mouthbrooder) is the source of this 10386-nucleotide messenger RNA. RefSeq names its product protein NO VEIN. The record is from RefSeq and is a predicted model, not a curated record. Lineage: Eukaryota; Metazoa; Chordata; Actinopteri; Cichliformes; Cichlidae. The coding region runs from base 1188 to 10112 and encodes 2974 amino acids. The transcript is spliced from 47 exons.